This is a messenger RNA of Purpureocillium takamizusanense, 1946 nucleotides long. RefSeq names its product something about silencing protein 10 (gene SAS10). The transcript has a single exon. The coding region runs from base 84 to 1919 and encodes 611 amino acids. NCBI's taxonomy places the organism in Eukaryota, Fungi, Ascomycota, Sordariomycetes, Hypocreales, Ophiocordycipitaceae. The record is from RefSeq and is a predicted model, not a curated record. Gene Ontology annotation, cellular component: small-subunit processome; nucleolus. Gene Ontology annotation, biological process: maturation of SSU-rRNA from tricistronic rRNA transcript (SSU-rRNA, 5.8S rRNA, LSU-rRNA).
CGCGAAAGUCGCAGCGCCGCCGUCUGAAAGUGCCGAGCGUCCACCAUCCGCAACAACAGCUUGCCUCGCAAACCACCAUAACAAUGGGCAAGAAAAGAAAGGCCUCGUCGCGCAAUGCCGAGGCCAAGGGCCCCAAAGACCUGGAUGCCGCUGACGCCCGUCUUGGCCCAAUUUCCACCUAUGAAGAUGUCGCCGACUCCGAAGACGAGUACUUCCUCAACCGAGACAAGAUCAUGCUCGAUGAUGAGCCCGGAUUGAAACGGAGGAGGAAGGAUGACGAGGACUUUGAGCUGUCAGACGAAGAGGUGCUAGGCUACCAGGACACCGAUUCGGAAGACGAUGUGCGACCUAAGAAACCGACAAAAAAGUCUGCUAAGAAAUCCGGCGAUGGCGAGUCGGACGAGGAGGGCGAUGAGGACGAAGAAGGGGACGAAGGCUGGUGGGGCUCCUCCAAGAAGGAAUACUACGACGCGGACAACAUCAAGACCGAGGCUGAUGCCUUGGAAGAAGAGGCUGAGGCGAAGCGGCUACAGCAGAAGAAGCUGUCCAAGAUGCGAGAAGAAGACUUUGUCUUUGACGGCGACGAGUGGUUGGCGGGCGAGCAAGAAGAGGAAGACAACGACGAGCCAGUCGUCGAGGUCCUCAAGGAUGUCGAGGUCACCGACGACAUGACGCCCGAGGAGCGGUCGAAACUCCUUGCCACAAGAUACCCCGAGUUUGAACACCUCGUCAACGAGUUUGAGGCGUUGCAGCCAGUUCUGUCGCAGCUCAAGGCCGACGCGGUCGGAAAGUCCGCCCGCACCCUGGAAGCCAUCAAGUACUGGGUCCUGGGUUGCUACGUUGCCGCUCUGGGCGGCUACUUUGCCGUUCUGACCUCUCCCGCGCGAGAUGGCGACAAGUCCCAAAAGGCUCUUGCGCCUACCGAGCUGCGGGAUCACGACGUCAUGGAGACGCUGGUUGACUGUCGCAAUGCCUGGGAAAGGGUCAAGAAUGCACGAUCACUCCACACGCCAAGCAGCCUACAGCCCGUCGAGAUGGACAUCGAUGACAUCGCCGUGGAUGCCCUGCACAACGUCGAGAAGCCCAAGAAAAAGAAGUCUACGAAGCUCGACAAGGUCAGCGCCGCCAAGAAAGCCGAGAAGCUGGCCCGAGCCAAGCAGAUCGAGGACACCGUCGCGGAUCUGUAUGACCUGCCUGUCCCAUCAAGGAAAUCCAAAAGUUCGGCCAAGGCCACCCAGGCCAACAAGGACGACGACAACUCCGACUUUGGCGAGGAGGAUGCCUUGGACGAGCGGACGGCUGCCGACAAGGCUGCGCGCAAGAAGAGUCUCAAGUUCUACACCUCUCAAAUCGCCCAAAAGGCCAACAAGCGGGCGGGCGCGGGCCGCGACGCCGGAGGAGACAUGGAUCUUCCGUACCGAGAGCGACUGCGCGAUCGUCAAGCUCGACUCAUGGCUGCGGCGGAGAAGAGGGGCCAGAAGGGAUCCAAGCACGGCGCGGACCUCGGCGACGACGACAGCGACGACGAUGACAACCAGGUCGCAAACUCCAUGCGCGAUAACGAGGAUGACUACUACGAUAUGGUCGCCCAUUCUUCCAAGGGCAAGCGGGAAGAAAAGGCUGCUCGCUACGCAGCCUUUGCCGCAGCCAGCAAGGCCGACAGAGUCGUGGAGAAGGAGGAGGUCGGGGAGGAUGGCAAGCGUAAGAUCACGUAUGCCAUCGAGAAGAACAAGGGCCUGGCGCCCAAGAGGAGCAAGGAUGUCAGGAACCCCAGAGUGAAGCGGAGAAAGCAGUACGAGGCCAAGCAGAAGAAGCUGAAGAGCAUGAAGCCCGUUUGGAAAGGAGGGGAGCCAAAGGGCGGAUACCAGGGCGAACUGGCUGGUAUCAACACGGCGGUGGUCAAGAGCGUCAAGCUGUAGAAGCGCAAAAUUCACAUCAAUUUUUCG